UGCUAAACUGAUAUCAAAAUAAAAUAUGUAGAAUUAUCAGAUGAAUUUUUUUUCGAAGGGGCAUUAACAUUUUUAUCUCGUUACAUUUAAUUACAAAAUAAAAGCAUAAAUUGAUAUAUUAUGAAUAUUGAAGAAAAUAAUGGUAUAACUACAAAAUUAUUAAAUGAAAAUGUGAAAAAUACUGAAACAAACCCAGAGAAUAGCAGCUCUAAGACAGCUGACAAAUUUAGUACCUCUAUUGCAACUGCGAAUGAAGUAAUGAUUAAAGAAUUCUCAUCUUCCAAAUGGAUAAAAUUAAAUGUCGGUGGGAAGGUUUUUCUUACCACAAUAUGGACAUUGGUAAGUAAAGAACCAGAGAGUAUGUUGGCACGUAUGUUUUCACAAGAAGGCGCGAUGCUUCCAAGUGACCAGGAUGAACAAGGCGCCUAUUUAAUAGAUCGCAGUCCACAUUAUUUUGAACCAAUUAUAAACUAUCUAAGGCACGGUCAAUUGAUAGUGGAUCAAAAUGUCAGUUUGGAGGGAGUUUUAGAAGAGGCAAAAUUUUUUGGCUUGGAAACAUUGGUUAGCCAGUUAGAACCACAAAUAAUACAACAGAACCAGUCAAUGGAUAAUAUACCGUUGACUCGAAGAGAUGUUAUUAAAGCUUUAAUACAAACCUCACAUAUAACAGAGAUACGUUUCCAGGGUGUAAACUUAGCCGGAGCUGACUUAAGAAAGCUGGAUUUCCGUAACAUAAAUUUUAAGUACGCUUGCAUGCAAAGAUGCAAUUUGUCUCAUGCUAAUCUAACAUAUUGCUGUUUGGAACGCACGGAUUUAGCUUUUGCAAAUUUGGAAUGUGCUCAACUUGUAUCGGUUAAAGGCUUGUGUGCCAACAUGGAAGGUGCUAACCUAAGGGGUUGCAAUUUCGAAGAUCCGUCAGGUUUGCGUACUAAUCUUGAGGGCGUUAAUCUGAAAGGUGCGUGCUUAGAAAGUUCUAAUAUGGCUGGAGUAAACCUCAGAGUUGCCAAUCUUAAAAAUGCUAAUAUGAAAAACUGCAAUUUGCGGGCUGCAGUAUUGGCUGGCGCUGACUUGGAACGUUGUAACUUAUCUGGCAGUGAUUUACAGGAAGCAAACCUGAGAGGAGCCAAUCUUAAAGAUGCCGAACUAACGCUUAUGGUUACACCAUUGCAUAUGGCUCAAGCCAUACGCUAAACUUAUAUUAUCGGACAUUACUUAAAACGAAAUGUUUGAUGGAUUAUUUCUGUGAUGCCUGUUUCUUUUAUAUUCUUUGUACAAGAAAAAUAUAUUUAAUUAUUUCCUUAUUA
Molecule: messenger RNA, 1304 nt
Organism: Lucilia sericata (common green bottle fly)
Lineage: Eukaryota; Metazoa; Arthropoda; Insecta; Diptera; Calliphoridae
Product: BTB/POZ domain-containing protein KCTD9
Exons: 2
Coding region: 121-1191 (356 amino acids)
Biological process (GO): protein homooligomerization
Molecular function (GO): protein binding
Source: RefSeq, a predicted model, not a curated record